CCUGGCCUCGGGCUGCGGCGAUGACUCCUCGCCACGAGGCGCCGCGGCUCGCCGGGCUCCGCCACGCACCCGGCGGCGCGCAGGAGAAGCCCAUGGAGAUCCCGGCGCUGGCUGCGGCCGCGGCUACAGGAGCGGCCGCGGCGCAGGUUGAUGACGUGAGGUCGCGUGCGCGGCGCGGGCGAAUGACGUGUGCGCGCGAAAGGCUGAGCAGUAUGGCGUCUGUGUCGCUGAGCGAGGCGGAGAAGGUGUACAUCGUGCACGGCGUGCAGGAAGACCUCCGUGUUGAUGGCCGUGGCUGUGAGGACUACCGAUGUGUGGAAGUGGAGACAGAUGUGGUGUCCAACACCAGCGGCUCUGCCAGAGUCAAGCUGGGCCACACAGACAUCCUGGUAGGGGUAAAAGCAGAAAUGGGGACACCAAAGCUGGAAAAGCCGGACGAAGGUUACCUGGAGUUCUUUGUUGACUGCUCAGCCAAUGCUACCCCUGAAUUCGAAGGCCGUGGAGGUGACGACCUCGGCACGGAGAUCGCGAACACCCUCUGCCGGAUAUUCAACAACCGGAGCAGCGUGGACCUGAAGUCCCUGUGCGUUAGUCCCCGGGAGCACUGCUGGGUCCUCUACGUGGAUGUGCUGCUGCUGGAGUGUGGUGGAAACUUAUUUGACGCCAUCUCCAUCGCUGUGAAGGCCGCGCUCUUCAACACAAGGAUCCCGAAGGUUCGUGUCCUGGAGGACGAGGAGGGCUCCAAAGAAGUCGAGCUGUCUGAUGACCCGUACGACUGCGUGCAGCUCAGCGUGGAGAACGUGCCCUGUGUGGUCACCCUAUGCAAGAUUGGCUGUCGGCACGUGGUGGACGCUACCCUCCAGGAGGAGGCCUGCUCCCUGGCCAGCCUGCUGGUGUCGGUUACCAGCAAGGGGGUGGUGACGUGCAUGAGGAAGGUGGGGAAGGGCAGUCUGGACCCCGAGAGCAUCUUCGAGAUGAUGGAGACCGGCAAGCGUGUGGGCAAGGUGCUGCAUGCCUCGCUGCAGGACGUCCUGCACAAGGAGGAGAGCCUGGGCCCCGAGAGGCCGAAGGUGGGAUUCCUGGGGUGAUGGACACAGCCUUGCAGUGGACUCUGUUCCUCUUUUCUUUGGAGAUCAGGUCUCAAGAGCUGUGCUGUCCCAGCUGGUCUCGAACUCCUGGACUGCCUGCUCCCCAGCCAGUGGCCAGCAUGAGAAGGUUGUGCCGCCGCACCCUGCUUUCCUUUUCCUUGUGAACUGCUUUGUGUAUUUAUUUUGUUAGUUGUGAAUUUAAACUUAAAAGUCUAUUUUCGGGCCUGUU
Molecule: messenger RNA, 1317 nt
Organism: Octodon degus (degu)
Lineage: Eukaryota; Metazoa; Chordata; Mammalia; Rodentia; Octodontidae
Gene: Exosc7
Product: exosome component 7
Exons: 8
Coding region: 21-1088 (355 amino acids)
Biological process (GO): nuclear polyadenylation-dependent rRNA catabolic process; exonucleolytic trimming to generate mature 3'-end of 5.8S rRNA from tricistronic rRNA transcript (SSU-rRNA, 5.8S rRNA, LSU-rRNA); nuclear mRNA surveillance
Cellular component (GO): cytoplasmic exosome (RNase complex); nuclear exosome (RNase complex)
Source: RefSeq, a predicted model, not a curated record